This is a messenger RNA of Coccomyxa subellipsoidea C-169, 1171 nucleotides long. Its product is annotated as UBC-like protein. NCBI's taxonomy places the organism in Eukaryota, Viridiplantae, Chlorophyta, Trebouxiophyceae, Coccomyxaceae. The record is from RefSeq and is a predicted model, not a curated record. Bases 145 to 834 code for a protein of 229 amino acids. The transcript is spliced from 5 exons.
AUUUCUUGGUUCUCUUGGAUAGCAAUAGUAAGGUACCUUAUACAGAGCAAUCUUCGCAGAUGCAUAGGGCCCAGCAAAGCACACUUUCAUAAAAAUGGCCAGCAAACCAGGUCCAGCAGAUGGCCAGCAAUCAUUUUGACUGGAAUGGCUAGUAAAGCUUGUGUCAACAGGCUGCAGAAAGAGUACAAGUCCUUAUUGAAGGAUCCCGUACCCAACAUCAAAGCACAUCCUUCGCCCAGCAACCUUCUGGAGUGGCAUUACGUUCUUGAAGGUUCAGCCAAUAGCGACUAUGAGAGCGGAGUGUACCAUGGGAAAGUUAUCUUUUCACAGCAGUACCCUUACAAACCACCUUCCAUCAUCAUGUUGACUCCCAGCGGGCGAUUUGCAGUCCAGCAGAAGUUGUGCUUGUCCAUGUCGGACUUCCAUCCUGAAUCGUGGAAUCCCAUGUGGAGUGUUGGGACCAUCCUGAACGGACUGCUGUCCUUCAUGAACGAAGUGGCACACACCACAGGGAGCAUUGCCACAAGCAAGGCAGAGAAGAGGCGGCUUGCCAAACUUUCCCUGGAGUUCAAUCUGCGCAAUCCAAUGUUCAGGAAGCUCUUUUCCGAGUACAUCGCUGAGCAGAAGCGCCGACUUGAGGCCGAGCAGGAAUUGGCGAGUCGCAACAUGGCGAUGGGGCAAACAGGCGACGCAAGUGAGGCAGCACCAUCAAAUCCCAACAACGGCUGGUCGCUGCUGGCAUCAGCAUCAUUAGCGUGCAUUCUGUUGGCCAUCCUGCUGCUGCCAUUCCUGUCCCAGAGCAAUCCAAAUCAUAACAGCCAUCUAGUCACUUAAGCUUUAGCUGUUUUAGCAAGUGAUGGCACAUGCAGAGCUGUUGUGCACCUGUGCACACAUCUCAUGCAGGCUGCUAUAAAUGGCCAGAAGUGUACGUGUGAUCGCACACUAAUUGUAUAUCUGCCUCGUUUGGCCAAAGCCACCGAUCACAAGUGUCGACAGCUUGCGUGUUUAAGUCAUGCAUUUUUUGUUGCUGUAGAAUGGGUGCAUAUGCAUGCUAGUGGAAAUAAGUACCAUUCUGUGACAUAGAUCUAGAGGUGGUUGGUUCGUAGUGACUGAAAUUAUUGCGUCAUAUCUCAGAUCUGAACACAAGCAUGAUCCUUGUAACUUGCAGAGG